UUGCAAGCUCCCGAUUCCUUUUCUUCCUUUUUCUCCAAUAUUUUUCCUCCAAUAAAUUCCAAUUAUGGGUAGGAUUUCUGUGAUUCUCUGCUUUUUUUGUGUUGCCUUCGCAUCGAUUAAAUCAUCCAUUGCUUCCCAUGAGGAUUUGUCUUCGGAUUCUUCUGCACAUUCAAAAAACAAGCAGAGUGUUGGGUUUUACGAGAUUAAGAAGGGCGAUUUCUCGAUCAAGUUCACUAACUGGGGGGCCACCAUUGUUUCUGUCAUUUUACCUGACAAAAAUGGGAAGUUAGCUGAUGUUGUUCUUGGUUACGAUAAGAUCUCAACAUACAAGAAUGAUUCAACAUACUUUGGUGCCACAGUUGGAAGGGUUGCUAAUAGGAUUGGAGGGGCCAAAUUUACCCUUGAUGGAAAAACCUAUAAACUAUCUGCAAAUGAAGGGAAAAACACUCUUCAUGGUGGUGUUAGAGGAUUUAGUGAUGUUAUUUGGAAGGUAAUGAAGCAUGUACCAGAUGGUAAAACCCCUUACAUCACAUUCACCUAUCACAGUUCUGAUGGAGAACAAGGUUUUCCUGGUGAUGUCAAGGUGAGUAUAACAUAUAUGAUCCUUGGAGAAAGCAAGCUAAAUGUGAUCAUGAAAGCCAAAGCUGUUGAUAAGGCCACCCCUAUCAAUUUGGCCCAACACGCCUACUGGAAUCUUGGUGGCCAUAACAGUGGUGAUAUCUUAUCCAACACCAUACAGAUCUUUGGUUCCAACAUCACUCCUGUCGACAAGCAACUCAUUCCCACCGGCAAGAUCGAGUCAGUGAAGGGGACACCAUAUGAUUUAACUGAACCCACUGCCAUUGGAAGCAAGAUUCAUCAGCUCGAAAGUGGAGGAUAUGACAUCAAUUAUGCGCUCGAUAAUAAGGAGACUACAGGGGGUCUGAAAAAGGCGGCCAUUGUUCACGAUAGCAAAUCAGGAAGAGUUUUAGAGCUGUGGACCAAUCAGCCUGGGCUGCAGUUUUACACUGCAAAUGGAGUCCAAAAUAUAAAAGGAAAAGAUGGGGCAGUAUAUAACAAGUAUGCAGCAAUCUGUUUGGAGACUCAAGGGUUUCCUGAUUCUGUAAAUCACCCCAAUUUCCCUUCACAGAUUGUGUAUCCAGGGAAGACAUACAUACAUUUCAUGGUUUUCAAGUUCUCAACAAAAUAGGAUAUGAUAGAUGAUGAAUAAGAAAGGAGUUCUGAGAAAAAAUGUGUAAUCCUUCAGAGUUUAUGUGAGAGGGAAGCUAAUAAGAGGACAUGUAAGCCAUUGGUUGUAGUUACUUCAUUUCAAAGAGAUCUGUUUUUUUUUU
This is a messenger RNA of Telopea speciosissima, 1331 nucleotides long. Its product is annotated as galactose mutarotase-like. Gene Ontology annotation, biological process: beta-D-galactose catabolic process via UDP-galactose, Leloir pathway; glucose metabolic process. Gene Ontology annotation, molecular function: aldose 1-epimerase activity; carbohydrate binding. NCBI's taxonomy places the organism in Eukaryota, Viridiplantae, Streptophyta, Magnoliopsida, Proteales, Proteaceae. The coding region runs from base 65 to 1189 and encodes 374 amino acids. The transcript is spliced from 5 exons. The record is from RefSeq and is a predicted model, not a curated record.